Molecule: messenger RNA, 5461 nt
Organism: Hordeum vulgare subsp. vulgare (domesticated barley)
Lineage: Eukaryota; Viridiplantae; Streptophyta; Magnoliopsida; Poales; Poaceae
Product: serine-rich adhesin for platelets-like
Exons: 7
Coding region: 423-4859 (1478 amino acids)
Biological process (GO): centrosome cycle; spindle assembly
Cellular component (GO): cytoplasm; nuclear microtubule; centrosome
Molecular function (GO): microtubule binding
Source: RefSeq, a predicted model, not a curated record
GGCGUGGCUUCGCCAUUACUCGGCGUGCGGGAGCUGGGCGUGGAGUUCCCGUGAGCUCCCUCCCUCCCUCCCUCCCUCCAUCCAUCGGCAUCAGGUGGCAGCCCGCUCCCCUCCGCCAGCACCGACUGCCCAGUCGUCCGCCCCCUCCGCUGCACCACCACCACCAACCCGAAAGAGACGCCCCGAUUCCUACGACGCGCGCGUAAAUUAUUCCUCCUCCUCCUCCCCAAAGCCGGAGGGAGGGGAAUUCUCUUCCCCCGGAAAACAGCCCCCUUUCCUUUCCUUCCCUUCCUCCUCCCACCCGCCGAAUCGCGCUCCUCCCGCCGCCCGCCUCGAUCUGGCGCUGCUGGUGGCGGCUCCGCGGCGGCGCUGUCAAUGCGGAGGGUGGCUCUGACUGACCCCGGCCGCUGGUGGUUGCGCGCAUGGGGGACGCCUGCGGGCCGCUGCUGCGGCAGCGGAAAUCUGAGGACGCCCACCACGACGACGCGCUGCCGGUGACGCAGCGCAGGCCGGCGACCCCGCGCCGGCACCCCUCGCCGAAUGCCGGCGCGCCUGCCACCCCGAGGCGGCACCCCUCGCCGAAUGCCGCUGCGGGGGCGGCUGGGUCGCAGCCCAAGAGGUCCCCGUCCACCGAGCGGCGGUCCGGGAGCCCGGCGAGGCCGGCCUCCGGCGGGGCCGGCUCCAGGGAGGCCGCGCCGUCCAGGAUCUCCGCGCCGACGUCGCCGCCCUCCAGCCCCUCCUCGUCCUCCUCCAGCUCCUCCACGCCCGUGCGCGACGCCGUCUCCGACACGCAGAGCGCCCCGAGGAGGCUGUCAGGCGGCGGCCGGGCCCCCGACGGGCUGUGGCCAUCAAUGCGGAACCUCUCCUCCUCGCUACAGCUCGAGUCCAGGGACAGGAGGGCCGCGCCAGAUCAGGCCAGGGCGAGGGACGCCGUGGCGGCCGCCGACAGGAAGAGGAGCCCCAUGAGGGGGCGCACUGGCGGCGGCGAGCAGCCGGAGAACCCGCACGCCAGGAUGAUUGACCACCACCGCUGGCCGGCCAUGAUGGGGGGCAGGGUGUCCGGCAGCGCCAUGUCCAGGAGCGUGGAUCUCACUGACAAGAUGCACAGACCGGCCCUGUCAUCACGCGGCGGGGCUUCGCCCAAGAGGACGACAUCGGUUUCAUCCGCCGCAAGCGCCCUGUCAAGAAGCAUUGAUCUCGCCGAUAAAAUCGAUCGAUUGGUCUCCUCGUCGCGUGGGGAGGAGUCGCCUAGAAGAUCAACUGCUUCAAAUGGCACAUCUGAUACAUCAAAAAGCAGCAUCACUGAUGGUAAAGAUGCCAGGCCUGCAGCCUUGGCAGUUCCAUCAAGAGGGAUGAUUUCUCCUGUGAGAACAGCAAGGGCCCUGUCCAAGAGCAUGGAUCUUACAGAAAGAGAUUACAGCAUGCUCUCCUCCGCAAUGUCAUCGCCUGGGGUUUCGCCAAGCGUCACAGUACCAACUGUGUCCAAUGCUACAUCGCAAACCACAAGAUCUUCCGAGAAACCGAAUGGACAUGCUUCUUCCCCGGCCUCUUCACGGGGACGUUCGCCUAGAACAUCAGCAGCAUCUGGCGGCAGCAUUGGUGGUAUAUCAAAAAACACUGAUGUCCCUGGAAAGGAUAAGAGACCAGCUUCAUCUAGAGGGACUUCGCCAAGAAGGCCACUUGCUUCCGAUGGCGUUAAUGCUAUUGUCAAAAAUAUGGAUUCUGCUGAGAAGGACAGCAGAACAGUCAUCUCCUCGGUUCCAUCUCGAGCGGUAUCUUCCCCAAGACGAAGACUUGCCUCUGAUGCUAUUGAUGCUAUACCAAGAAGCGCAGAUUUUUCUGAAAAAGAUAACAGACCAUCCACAUCAUCUUCGCUGCGGGGGGUUUCUCCGCGAAAAAGGGUUGGUUCUGAUGGUAUCAGUGCUAUAUCAAAAGGGUUGGAUUUUGCUGAUAAAGCUAGCACAUCGUCCACCUCAUCAGCGGCAUCGCGAGGUGUUGCACCAAGAACUCAAGUGAUAUCUGAUUGUGUUGGUACUACGUCAAAGGGCAUGGAUUCUGCUGAUAAAGAUAAUAGACCGUCAACCUCAUAUGCUGCAUCACGAGGUAUGUCACCACGAAGAAGGCUUGGAUCUGAUGGUAUUAGCUCCAUUUCAAGUAACAUCAACUUCGCUGAAAAGGAUGGCAGAAUUGUGGCGGCCUCUUCAGUCGCACAUCGAGGGAUCUCAACAAUAAGGCGUCUUGCGUCUGAUGGUGUUGAUAUUAUAUCAAAGGGCAUGGAUAAUCCUGAGAAAGAUGUCAGACCCUCCACUUCAGCCGGUUCAAGAGGACUUUCGCCAAGAAGAAGACUUGCCUCUGAUGGUGCCAAUGUUAUACCCAAGCGCAUGGAUCUUUCUGAAAAAGAUACCAGACCUGCCACCUUGUCAGCUGCAUCACGAGGGGUUUCACCAAGAAGAAGACUCGCCUCUGAUAAUAUAGAAGCAAUGUCAAAGAGCUCAGAUUCUGUUGAAAAAGAAACAAGAUCAUCCGCUUCGUCAGUGGCAUCACGAGGGGUUUCACCAAGAAGAAGACUCGCCUCUGAUGGUGUAGAAGCUAUAUCGAAGAGCUCAGAUUUUGCUGAAAAAGAAGCAAGACCAUCAACUUUGUCGGUAGCAUCACGGGGGGUUUCACCUAGAAGAAGGCUCGCCUCUGAUGGUGAAGAAGCUAUAUCGAAGAGCUCAGAUUUUGCUGAAAAAGAAACAAGACCAUCCACUGCAUCAGUGGCAUCACGGGGGGUUUCACCAAGAAGAAGACUCGCCUCUGAUAGUGCAGAAGCUAUAUCAAAGAGCUCAGAUUUUGUUGAAAAAGAAACCAGAUCAUCCACUUCGUCAGUGGGAUCACGAGGGGUUUCACCAAGAAGAAAACUCGCCUCUGAUGGUGUAGAAGCUAUAUCAAAGAGCUCAGAUAUUGUUGAAAAAGAAACCAGAUCGUCCACUUCGUCGGUGGCAUCACGAGGGGUUUCACCAAGAAGACGACUUGCUUCGGAUGGUGUCAAUACUGUAUUGAAGAGCACUGUGAUUGCUGGUAAAGACUACAGGCCAUCAACCUCGGCAGCUGCAUCACGAGGGACUUCACCUAGAAGCAGGGUUGCCUCUAAUUCCGUUGAUGCCCCGUCGAGAAGCAUGAAUUUUGCUGAUAAGGCGAGCAGACCCUCCACCUCAUCAGGAGCAUCACGUGGGACUCUACAGAGAGGGGUGCUUGCUUCGGGUGGCAUCGUGGAUCCUGUGGACAAUGGUAGUGAACGGUCCACCUCAUCAGCUGCAUCUGGUGGGACUUCAGACAGUAUACUUGAUGGUACCAAUGCUCAAGUAGAAACCAUCCAGUUUGCUGAGGAAGUUAAUUCAGUAACUCCAGAUGGCUGUAGUGAUGAUACUUCAGAAAGCAUGUAUUCUGCUAAUGUAGGCACAGGUGCAGCAUCCUUGUCCAUUGUGGUGCAAGAUAGACAACCAAGCAGAUCUGUUUCUGAUGUCAGUGAUGAUAUGUCACAGAAUGUGGAUGCAACUCAAAAACAUAACAGAUCCAUCUCGGUAAUGGUUCCAUCUCGAGGGACUUCUCCAAGAAGGCGGCUUGCAUCUGAUGGCAUUAAUACUAUGCUUAAAAGCAUGGAUUUUGCUGAGAAAGAUAAGAGACCCAUGGCCAUGUCAGUAUCAUCACGUGGGAUGUCACCAAGAAGAACAACAAGAGUGGACGCUGCUAAUAUAAUGUCAAAAAGCAUGGAUUUCUCUGAUAAAUGUAAUGGACAAAUAUCUUCAAUAAUUCCAUCACGAGCGGUUUCUACACGGAAAAUACUGGGACCAGAUGGUGCUAAUGCCAUGUCAAGAAGUGUGGAUCUGACUGAUAACUUCAGACAACCAGUCUCUUCAACAGUGCAACCAAGUAGAGUUUCACCAAGGAAGAUGCCUUCUGCGAGCCCAGGUUCUGCCAAUGGAAAUGGAAGUCAAGAGGAAAAUGCCAGUUCAAGUCCAGAUGCGCCUUCAAAUAAUUCAGAAAGAUUUGCACCUCCAAAGCAGUUGGCAAGGACACUGUCUUCACCAUCACGCGGUCUACUACGCCCUUCAUCACCAACCAAGACUUCAUCAACAUCAUCACUUGCCUCUAGGAGGUUGCCAAGCCCAUUGAGGAUUAGACCUUCAACACCUGUCUCACCAUGUAGUUCUGGUAGAUCCGAUUCUCCCUCUUCUCUUCUCAGCUACAUUGGUGAUGCAACAAGAGGAAAGAAGAGCCCAAGCCACAUGGAAGAUGCCCAUCAGUUGCGCCUCCUGUAUAAUCGGAACUUGCAAUGGCGUUUUACAAAUGCUUAUGUGGAUGAAAUGCUAUCAAUCCAGAAGAUGGGUGCUGAGACUAUGCUCUACAGUGUAUGGGAUAGUAACUCAAGGAUGUCUGACUCUAUGGUUACGAAAAGGAGUUAUGUUGAAAGGCUGAGGCAAGAGGUCAAAUUGGGAAUAGUGUUGAAACAACAAAUGGACUACCUCGACCAGUGGGCGGAGUUGCAAACAGAUCAUUCUACUUCUUUGUCUGGUGCAAUUGAAGCUCUUAGAGCAAGUACAUUGCGCCUUCCAGUUACAGGAGGAGCAAAGGCUGAUGUACUUACUGUUAAGAAUGCUGUCAGUUCAGCAGUUGACAUUAUGCAAGCAAUGGGCUCUUCCGUUUGCAAUUUGCUAUCAAAGUUAGAGGCUACACACUCUCUGGUUACAGAACUUUCAGCUGUUGCUGCUAAAGAAAGCACUACCCUUAAUGAGUACAGAGAACUCUUGGGUGCAGCGGCAGCACUGCAGGUCCAUGAGUCCAGCCUAAGGACACAACUCAUACAAGAAACAGAGUGAACAACUUUAAUCCCUUGUAUGUCUAACUAAGAAGAUAGAGGUAACCACACCAUUCAUUAGUUCUCUGUGACCGUGACGUGAAUAUGUGUAUCUUCAGUUUGUGCCCCCCCCCCCCCCCUUUCUUUUUCUUCCCCGUUGUUAGGUACCCCCUAAAUUUCUAUUUUCUUUUUCCAUUUCUACCUCACAUGCCCUUUUCUAUUUGUACAACCUGCAUGGAAGAGAAGUGCAGCAAGCAAAAUCAUGGAUUUACCAUGACGACAGACCUUUGUCAGUGUUAUUUUGUAUAGCAACCGAGGAUGUCGAGGUUCCGGAAACCUGAAAGCCUGUGUUGUAAAUUAUAGCAGCUCCUCUGCCUUUUGUUGUAAUGCCUUCACAUUCUAACUGUAUCCUGGUGACAUUGUGGUAGCAGUAGUAGAGUGUUUGGUAGCAGAUUAUCAUCUAUUGCAGGCUCCUAGUCCACAAAGGGGGGCAACAACUAGAACGUCUAACCUAACACUACAGGGUAGUAGAUGAUGACAGGUUCCCUGAUAAUACUGACUCCAUUUAUACCUACACACCGCGGCGGCUGUUUUCAAGAGAAUAUGGUGACACUUCCUUGUCAA